AUGUGGAAGGGCAGGAACCAGGAGGCAGUCAUCGAGGGGACAGCUGGAGAACUGGGGGGACCCGGGAGCUGGGGUCUGGAAGGGGCAGCAGGCCUCCUGGCCCGGGCCUCUUUGCCCAUGUUUCCAUGGCCACUGCCCUUAGGCUCCUCGGCUCUCACCGUGCUCCUGGGAGCACUCACUUCUCUGUUCCUUUGGUACUGCUACCGCCUGGGCUCCGAAGACAUGCAGGCCCUGGGGGCCGGGAGCCGAGCUGGAGGUGUUAGUGGUGGGCCUGAUGUUUGCUCUCAGGCUGGCCCAAGGGGCUCUGGGGAUCCUGGGGAAGGACCCAGGGCAGAAGGUCUAGUCAGCAGGAGGCUUCGGGCCUACGCCAGGCGCUACUCCUGGGCUGGGAUGGGCAGGGUGAGGCGGGCAGCUCAUGGAGGCCCUGGCCUCGCAGGAGGGACGGGGCUCCUGGGCAUUCAGCGCCCAGGCCUACUUUUCCUACCAGACCUGCCUUCGUCCCCCUUUGUGCCACGCGACGCCCAGAGGCAUGACGUGGAGCUCCUGCAGAGCAGCUUCCCUGCCAUUUUGCGGGACUUUGGGGCUGUGAGCUGGGACUUCUCAGGGACUACCCCUCCGCCUCGGGGCUGGUCCCCACCCCUGGCCCCUGGGUGCUACCAGCUCCUGCUGUACCAAGCAGGCCGGUGCCAACCCAGCAACUGCCGCCGGUGCCCGGGAGCCUAUCGCGCACUGAGGGGGCUGCGGAGCUUCAUGAGUGCCAACACCUUCGGCAAUGCGGGCUUUUCCGUUCUCCUGCCCGGGGCCCGGCUUGAGGGCCGCUGUGGACCCACCAAUGCCCGGGUUAGAUGCCAUCUGGGCCUGAAGAUCCCCCCUGGCUGCGAGCUGGUUGUUGGUGGUGAGCCUCAGUGCUGGGCUGAAGGGCACUGCCUCCUGGUGGACGACUCCUUCCUGCACACAGUGGCUCAUAAUGGAUCCCCCGAAGACGGGCCUCGAGUGGUCUUCAUUGUGGACCUCUGGCACCCCAACGUGGCUGGGGCUGAACGCCAAGCUCUUGAUUUUGUCUUCGCACCAGACCCUUGAAAGAAGCUGUUCC
Molecule: messenger RNA, 1093 nt
Organism: Peromyscus eremicus (cactus mouse)
Lineage: Eukaryota; Metazoa; Chordata; Mammalia; Rodentia; Cricetidae
Gene: Asphd1
Product: aspartate beta-hydroxylase domain containing 1
Exons: 3
Coding region: 1-1080 (359 amino acids)
Source: RefSeq, a predicted model, not a curated record